AUGGCCGCGUUCGAGAAGCAGCGGGCUUCAAACCGCAAUGCCCCUCCUCUGCCUCCGCGCACCAGCAGCACCCACCUCUCGCCCCACUCGAGCUCUGAAGCUCCGCCGCCGUACACCCUGGUCGAUGACACCAACCCUUAUCAGUCGCACACGCUAUCCGCCAGCGAUCCGCGAAACCUGUCGACCGACUCUCUUGUGCCCGUCAACUCGAACCACGAGGGCCGCCGCCGGCUCCUGCUCGUCUACAUCCAUGGCUUCAUGGGAACCGAGACGAGCUUUCAGAGCUUUCCGGCACAUGUUCACAACCUGGUGAAUAUCACGCUGGCCGAUACCCACGUCAUACAUACGAAGAUAUACCCACGCUACAGGUCGCGGCGAUCCAUAGACUUUGCUAGAGACGACUUCAGCAAAUGGCUCUCUCCUCACGAGUCACCGGACACAGAUGUGAUACUGCUGGGGCAUUCGAUGGGUGGGCUGCUCUCCGCAGAGGUCGUUCUUGUCCCUCCAUACUCCCCCGCGACCGGCCACGCAUUCAGACAUCGCAUAUUGGGCACCAUUAACUUCGACACCCCUUUCCUUGGCAUGCAUCCGGGUAUCGUGUCCAGCGGGCUGAAGAGUCUUGUCCGAUCCAGCCCUGAUCCGUCGCCGGGUGCCGCUCAGGGUUCGGAUUACAGUACUGCAAAUUCGACACCCGCAAGGGCAGACACGCUUCUGCGGAAACCAACUGAUCCCAACUACAACCCCGUCUUUCCCAACGAUGUCAACCUCCCCGUCAGGAAGGGCUGGAACAGCACGCUGCACUUCUUGCACAAGCAUUCAGAUGACCUUGUGAAGGCUUCAAAACAAUAUGUCAAGUCACACAUCGAGUUUGGCGGGGCAAUGGCAGACUACAAAGGUCUCAAAAGACGUUACGAACGCAUCCGUGCUCUGGAGUAUGAAGACGAGAAUAUGCGAAAGAUGGCAACCCAGGGGGCCAGGGCACCUCCAAGGGUACGAUUCGUCAAUUACUACACAGCCAGCACCGGCAGACCGAAGCGGCCGAAGUCCCCGUCGCCCAAUCGCGAGGGAAGCAAGCCUGUCGAGAUUGAAAUGCAGAACAUGAAUCUCACGCCUUCAACAACGAACAACUCCCAAUCCAAUCACUCUAGUUCCAGGUCUCUAAGCCCAAGGAUAUCAGUCGACGAACACCGCGGCGGUAUCGUAAUCCCUAAGAGACCCUCCAUCCCCUCAUCACCCUCCUCUUCCGGAAGCUCGCUCUACGAAAUGGGCCGCGCCUCCCCUACGCCCAUACCCGACUCGCCCACGCCCUCCCCGCCUCAGCCCUUUGCCACCCCGUCAGCUUCCACCACGUCACUCGCGCCCACUACGACAGCCUCAUCAGCCCUCACAGGAGCAAGUCUGUCGCCGACCCCGUCAGCAGUGCCAUCUCUCCCACCGAUACCGCCAAUGCCCGCCCAACCCACGCCUCCAGACCUCUCCCAAUACCCCGACAAAGACACCCGCAAGAUCGCCGAAAAAGACCACGAGCGCGCCAUGAAGGCCUACAAACGCGCCCUCAAGGACCGCGACAGCGCGAUCAAAGAUCGAGCGAAGCUUGAAGAGAAACGACGAAAGCAGGCUGAGAAGCAGCGCGAAGAAGAAGAGGAGGCUGCAGAAAAAGCGGCCAGAAGCAAGAUCACCAAGCCGAGAGAAAUGACGCACGACGAGCGCGAGAGAGAGCGCCUCGAGACCGAGCGCCUGCGCAUGGAGCGCGAGAGUCGACGAAUGCGCGGCGAGCCCUCUCCUCCCCCAUCUGCGCCGACCGCCGCACCACCGCCACCCCCAAUCUCGACCGCAGCCCCCUCAACCGAAACCUACGCCUCCGACUCAUCCUCCUCAUCCUCCUCCCCAUCCUCCCCCUCCUCCUCCUCCCACCACCGCCGCCCCUCCAUCACCAACCCCUUCCACCGCCGCACCUCCAGCACGACCCCGACCCCCUCAACCAACCCCUCAACCUUCCCCCAACCCGCCGCCCAAACCACAGAAACAAAGAAGAAAAAAGACAAGAAGUUCUGCGUGCUGCCCUCCAAGAACGAGAAGGGCGAGCGCGACCCGACGUGGGUGCGGGUGUAUAUGGAGGGCGUGGACGAGGUCGGCGCGCAUUGCGGACUGUUUUUUAUGGGGGAGACGUAUGAGAUGCUUGUUGGAGAUGUUGCGGGACGGGUGGAGGAGUGGGUUAGGGGGGGUUAG
This is a messenger RNA of Coniosporium apollinis CBS 100218, 2229 nucleotides long. RefSeq lists its product as uncharacterized. The transcript is spliced from 2 exons. Bases 1 to 2229 code for a protein of 742 amino acids. Lineage: Eukaryota; Fungi; Ascomycota; Dothideomycetes. The record is from RefSeq and is a predicted model, not a curated record.